UUACGGCUGUUACUCUUCUGGUUGCGGAGGACGACGACAGCAACGAGGGAGGAGAUAAAACAUCUUUUGCCAGCAUGGCGUUUACGCUGUACACACUCAUCCAGACCGCUAUUCUGUGCACCAAUGCUAUCGCCGUGUUACACGAAGAGAGAUUUCUCAGCAAAAUCGGUUGGGGUGUUGAUCAGGGAGUUGGAGGCUUUGGGGAUGACCCAGGAGUCAAAGCUCAGAUACUGAAUCUCAUUCGUUCAGUUCGGACCGUCAUGAGAGUGCCACUGAUAAUUGUGAACUCAGCGUGCAUCAUCCUGUUGCUGCUGUUUGGUUGACAACCAAGCACUGAUGUGUCAAUGUAACAAGUCUGCACAGGUUACCAGAAACGGCUGCAAAAAUACACCCUCACACACUGAACAAUUUGCACAUUCUUCAAGGAUUUCUGCUGUCCGCCAACAGCAGAGUGGAAAAGCCAUAGGCUGUGAAAAAUCUCUGCCAAAGAAAAGAGGAUUCAAACCAUCACCUAGUCAAAAAUAUUCGGAGAAACCUUCCUCACCUGUUGUAUGUUUUGUGAAAGCUUUAACUGGUGCUUAAAUGACAUCCCGCAACAAGGGAAUAAAAAUUACUAUUGCUAUCUAUUGAAAGUAAUGUUCUUUAUUUUUGAUUAACAGUUCAAGUAUUCCAUUCAGUUGUUUCACUGUUGUAUAAAAUGCCAGUUGUUUUAAUCAUCUAAAGUUUUUUUUAAACUAAACCAAAACCAAUGUGCCGUUUACACACCGAUCUUAACAGCAGUUAAGUGUUUUAUCAGAUUACAAUAGAGAAAGCUUUGAAGC
Poecilia latipinna (sailfin molly) is the source of this 821-nucleotide messenger RNA. It is a transcript of the gene ier3ip1, whose product is annotated as immediate early response 3 interacting protein 1. The record is from RefSeq and is a predicted model, not a curated record. NCBI's taxonomy places the organism in Eukaryota, Metazoa, Chordata, Actinopteri, Cyprinodontiformes, Poeciliidae. The transcript has 3 exons. Gene Ontology annotation, biological process: endoplasmic reticulum to Golgi vesicle-mediated transport. Gene Ontology annotation, cellular component: endoplasmic reticulum membrane; COPII-coated ER to Golgi transport vesicle; Golgi membrane. Bases 75 to 323 code for a protein of 82 amino acids.